ACAUGUGUGAGCACACAAAGUUGUCGUCUGCGUUCACUUUCCUCAGUGAGUCAAGUCAGAGAAACUCCCUGACUCACCUGCUUUUUGUGUGAUAGUGAAGUGAUGCCAACUCUCUGUAGACAUGGAUGUGUAUACCACAGGGAUGUCCAAACCUUUUCUACAAACGGCUACAGAAAAAUGGAAGGAUGCAGGGUGCCCACGUUUAGCAUUACAGAUGCAAAAAGUAAUCCCAUGUAGGUCAAUAUAUGCUAUGCUAUCUGAACAAAACGUGUUAAAAACAAUUGAGCUGAAAUGACUCCUGGCCUGCACUUGGGACACCCCUGUGCUAACCACACACCUUGCUGAGUCACAAAAGAGGCCUAUGCGGGCUCUCCUGGCUUAUUUAGCUGUUUCCAUGACACCGAGUAAAAAGACGAAGCCACCAGAUGUGGCCGACACACCGCAAGGUUUUCCCCGACAACCGCAGUGUUUCCGCUAGCCUGUAAUUAGCACAAAUAAAAAGCGGCAAUAAUGAUGUCACGGAUGAGCUGAUGGGGCGUUUUUCACGAGCCAGGAGUACAACUGCUUCCUUACGGCAGCCAAUCGGAUCGGGCGAUGUCGCUGUCUGACCUGUGACCCCGGCGUUAAUCAGAAGCAGGUUUGCGCAUCGUUAACGAGGAAGCGAGGAACAGGAAGCUGGCGUAACAUGAUCUCCUCAAUCUGUUUCCACUUUUGCCAAAAAUGUACAGAGCAUGCCCGCUCGUGCACACGCUUUUGUUCGCCACGCACGCACAGGUUUAUUUCCGCAUCCGCCUGCGAUUCCUUCGGAGUGUGGAAACGGCAACCAUGUGUGAUGUCACUUGGGAAAGUUGUAACUUUGACAACGUGCAUCACUGCAGUAGCUUCUCCACUCGUGUCAAACGACCUUCGCUCAUCCCUGUGUUGACCUUGACCGAGUGAUGAUCAAUCCACAGAUGGGAUGUCUUGUCUGUGGGAAGCACAAAAACACUCAGCAUGGAGGGCUUCAGAGGGUGUCCUCAGUUAAUCACAACAUGUAAAGUAGAAGUCAUGUGAGGACACGUGAACCCCCCCCCCCAAGCUCACCCCCACAUUCCGCUGCAGUGGCGAGAAUGUAAAUGAGGACGGAGCCGACUGCGGCGCGAAAAAACAAAGCAAAGAUUAAUCUAUGAAUAUUUAAUUAGCCGGAUGUUUGGUGGGCUUUGAAACGGCUCCUUGUGUUUUCAUCUGUUUAAUGUGUGAGGACGCUUCAGGUGAACAGCGGCGGGUCAAUUCAGGCGAGUGGACUUUGAAGAGAGGAGGGGCAUUGAUCCUUUGUCUUGCCGCCACUUUGACUCCUCGGGGAUCAGCUUCGAAUGAAAGCGGCGAGUCGAGUCAGGACACGAGGAGGUGGAGUUAUAAAUCAUAGCUCAAGUUUACUUUCGACACAAUUAAAGGGACACUUGUUUUUUUUUUUUAUUUGACAUUGAUUUUCUGUCACCAUCUCCGACCCCGCCUGUACGACAGUCAGCGUUCGUGUUCUUCAUGUUCUUCCUCUCAUGUUCCCAGUGCAUUGUGGGUGCUGUCACUGUGACAUGUGAUGUAACAUGCACGUCCCAUGAUGCACUGCAGCUGCAGAUGUUAAAGGCAGGUCAUGACGGGGCGUAGGCACUCGGGGAGAAUAAUUAGAGCGCCGCCUGACUCUUCACACGGCUUCAAACGCUCUCACAAGUCGACGGCGGCGGCGGAGCGGCUUAUUCCCAGCGGAUACUGAACGCAGCAUUGUGUGCGUCUUUGAACCCGCUCACCCUGUGCUCACAUUUAGAUCUGUGAGGUUACGCGGGGAUGUUGGACGCGGGCCCCGUUAUACGGCGUGCUGUCCUACAUACGCUCCUUGCUGAACUUCACCUGAACUCUGAGUCCCGUGCGCACGCCCCUGCACUUUGCUGCAGAGUGGGACAUCCACAGCGUAGAGGUUUUGACUUCAGUGUGGGAACCCAACAUGUUACCAUGGAAGCACCUGCUAGCCCUAGAAGUUGCCUUUUACUUAGAAUUCACUGCACUGUUGCCGUCAAACUUGAUGUCCAAGUUCAAAAAGAACACCAAGAACAUCAAUGCUGUGGGCCGCUUCGGUCAAAGAUGCCAUGCGAGUGAAGGAAUGAAACAGGAGGAGGUUUGACCCCCUCACGGAUCUCCAAAGCUGACCUGAUGACAACAGCAGCCAGCAGCUGAUUGAUGAUUGGUCAUCAGGCUCGCCAUGUCACCUGUCAGGAAGACCUCUGCAGAGGGCCUCGCUCAGACUGAGAAUGUUGUGGAAAGCCCAACUUUUUCCUGCGGCCAACUGACUCAGUGCUGCUGUUGCUGCUACUGAUGAUGAUGAUGAAUGUGCAAGCAGAUUCUUGAAAUGAGAUGCGAUGGCGUGAUGGACCUGACAGUCGUCAAAGACGCAGAAGAAAAAGUGCAAGAUCUGCACAAAUUUGCAUCUCGCAUUUCAUUUGAAGGACAGGUCCCAAUCCCCUGAAUGCACCUCAUGGUGUCUGAGUGACAGAACCGGUGCUCCACUUGCACGAGACGUUACGAGUGCACUCGUCCUUCCUGACUGGCUAAUGACUCCCCAUGCUGGAUGGUCAGUAGAAGAAAACACCAGAACAGAUGACGGCCUUCCUGUCAGGACUGGACCUGACCAGCUGGUUUUUGGAUGAAUGUCUGAUGUAUCCCAGCAUGCACUGUGCUCAAGUGAAAAUCACAUUAGUGUUAAAUUAUUACACUCUUAAACUCUUUAGAGCCUAGUAACGAGAUUACAUAAUGUUUAGCAUGAUUCCAGUAUUUACACAUUUAUGUGUACAUACUGUGUGUAUAUGUACAUAUAUAUAUGUGUGUGUAUAUAUGUAUGUAUAUUAUGUGUACUAUAAUUUUUUUGUUUUAUAAUUCUGCAUUUAUAGCACUGUGUAAACCCGCAUAUUUCCUUGUCAGUACUGCCACCUGGUGGCGGACUUAAACGGUAACAUUCAUGAAACCACGUGUCAGCGAAAAACAUAAACAGGAAGUGACAUUAUCGCAGGUUGUUUCUAAAAACAACUGCCAUUCGGCGCUUUAUUUAUCAAACGUGAUUUCCAUAAAAAGCACAAAGAAUAAAUGUAAUUGUACAUAGUAGUACAUUUUUGUUUCGUAGUUUUAUGUCAAACCAUAAUUUGUAUAAGACUGAAGAUCGUCUCGUGAAGAUGCAGAGUCACUCCGUACUGAAAUGGCUGCCUCCAUUUCUUUCUAUGGAAGUCUGGUGACCGGAUUUUGAAACGCAGUGCGAGUGCGUGCUCCUCAUUCAGUCCAUGACUUCGCCGUUGAACUAGCGACGAAACUAGAAGGAUGAUGGCCGAUCAGAACAUGGAGGCCAAACUAAAGAACCUGCUGAAACAGGAGAAGGUCCAGUUGUGGAAACCACCGUACACAGAUGACGGUGAGCAGCCUGGACAGCAACGACUACAGGAGCUGGCGGAGCAAUAUGCCCCCUUGCUGGGUCUUCCGGUGUCUGAGGUCGGAGGCGCUUUGGAGUCCAUCCGUCUUCAGGCGGUGAAGAGAGGCAAAAGGAACCAAACCUUCCGAGAAACCAACGUCGCCACGCUGGAGCUCCUUCUGCCCCGAGACUGCAAGAAAGCGGGCACUACAGGCAAGUCCAAGACCUUCAUGGAGACCAAACUGGACGUGUUGGUGCAGGUGCUGAUGGACAGGAUCACGGAGGAGUUCGGACUCAAGUCCUUCAAACUGAUUCUCAACGGCAAAACCUUGAAUGCAGCCCAGCGUCUGGACCAGCAGGGCGUGCAGAACCACAGCAAGAUGAUGGUGCUGAAGGUGAGCGAUGCCGAGUGCGCCCAGCAGGCCUGCGAGGAGGCCGACAAGGCCAGGAACCAGAAUGAGAGCGUGCAGCGAACCCAGAGAGGAUUCCAGAUCCUGUCGGAGAGAGAUGGCACCGAUGACCCUCACACCACACCCUUCCUGGAGGUGGCUGACCAGAAGGGGAACCCGCUAAAGAUCCCUCACAAGGAGAAGAAGGCACUCAUCCUGGCCAUGGGCUUCCAUGAGAAGGGGCGUGCCCUCAUGAAGAGAAAGCGCCAUGACGACGCACUGUGUCACCUUCUGCAGGCCGACCAUCACUUCAGCGAGUGCGGCUCGGCGCUGUUAGGCUCGGUGGACAACUACGGCGUCCUGCAGCUGGACAUCGUGUGGUGCUACCAGGCGUUGGAGGCGCUGUCCUGUCUGGAUGACGGGCGCGGGCGUCUGCUGCGAGCUGAGGACUGCUUCCUGCGAUGUUACGGCGAGCGGCAGCAGAGGCUGCUCAUGAUCAAGGGAAACACGGGCAGGGAGGAAGCGCUGUUUCUCCGCCUGUACCUCCUGCAGAGUCUGCUGGCUUUCAUCGAGGGAAACGAUCUUCAAGCCCGGCAGCAGCUCUCCAAAGUGGAGUCUCUGUAUGGACGCUUGUGUCCCGACUCGGACAAAAUGACGGAGCUGAUGCUGCUGGGCUUCAGCGAGAGAGAAGCUCGCCUGGGCCUGAGAGCUUGUCAGGGUGACGUCCACGAAGCCGCCAUGCUCAUCAGCAACCAGAGACAGGAGCGCGAGGAGCUAAAGCAGAGGGAGCGUCAAAAGAGGAAGAACAUGAUGGCAAACGUCUCGGUUCUCACUGAGGCGGGGUACUCCAAGAAGGAUGCGGCCAGGGCGUUGCACCAAGCCAACGGAGACGUGGACAAAGCCUUUGAGAUUCUGCUGGAUGCCAGCCAGGCCCUCCAGUCCAAUAACAACAUGGACGAGACGGCCAGUCCAGAGAAGCUGGAGCAGCUGUUGUAUUUGGGCUUCGAUAGAACGGCGUCCGAGGCGGCGCUCGCACUGACGGGCGGAGAUGUCCAAUCUGCAACUCAGCUACUUUUGGACAAUCAGGGCGUGGUCUCUGCCACUGCCACGCCCCCUUCAGAGGAGGAGCCCAGCACAUCGUCCAGCUCGACAGAUGACAGCGAGCUGGUCAACGAAGUCCUGGAGGACAUUUCCCGCCAUGAGGAGGACUACUUGGAUCUGACGCUGGAGGAGGAGAGCCAGCUCAUCGCCACCAUAAAGACCUACCUGAGCCGGGGGAGCGCACACACGGUCUAACACGCGCCGAUUGGUGAUUGGUAUUGAUUGUUGCUGAUUAUGAGGGAUUGUUAUUGAUUGUUGGUCAUUUGAUGAAGAGAACUUUAUUUUCUGAAGUAUUUUUGUUCUGUAGUAGUUUUCUUUCCAUGCCAAUGCGAAGCGAAGGCUAAUAAAGGAUGAUGGCGUCAUCUUUGUAACAGGAAGUCACAGUUGACACAGGAGACAUAGUCAGACUUUUAUUGUGUUGAAGGUAGUGGACUUCCUCCGAGGUCGUUAUUGGCUGAGGAUUGACAGAAAUUGACACAGGAAGUGUUUGAUUAAAAAACAAAGGUUUUCUGGUUUAUUAUAGCGACAGGCGAGGAGGUGACGGCGUUUAGAAGUAGUUGACCACUCGGCGGAUGGACUGGAUGUUGGGGUUCUGGGCCUGCCACUCGUUGUGGCUGCAGUACUGGCCGCGCUCCACCACGUACAUGCGCCCUCGGAAGUUGGGCUCCUCGUACAUCACCCAGCUGCACACAAGACAAAGCCGCAUGUCUACGUGUCCACACGUCUUGGAGUGUGUGUGUGUGUGUGUGUGUGUGUGUGUACUCACGCGCCGUCUCCGUACACCCUGACAGAAUUGAUGCAGUUCUUGGACAGGCCGCGGCUCUGCAGGAAGGGACAGUCGUCGCAGAUGUCCACGCACUGGCCGGCGAAGUUGCAUCCUUCAAAGAGCUCGAUGCGGUAGUGUUCUCCGUGCUGAAGGAACACACACAGCCACCUCAGAAGCUGCUAUCUUUGGUGUCACAUGACCACAGAUGGCGAGCGUUACCAUGCGGACUGGUUUGCAGGACCCCAUGUGGUCAUUGUGGGAGUUCCACCUCUGGAAUUCCGGAUACUCGCCGUGCUCCAGGAUGUACUGCUGGCCCUUGAAGUCGGGAUGGUCAAAGCAGAUCCAGGCGCCGCUCUCCACGCGGAUGGAGUUCACUCUUGACGGGAAGGCGUGACACGUCAGCACGCGACAACGCGCUUGUCAACACGCGUACCCACUCACCUGUUCAUGAAGCCACGGUCCUGGAAGUUGUCACAGUCACCUCUGACCUCCAGCUUCCUGCCAGUGAAGCACUUCCCCUCAAAGAAGGUGAUCUACAGCCCAAAGUUAUCGUUUCACUCUCCAGUGACUCUGAUUGAUUGGUUGAUUGAACGCGUGGGUGGGACUCACCUUUCCGGAAUACUGCGACAUGUUGUCCACUGGAUGUUGUCCAAGCACGAGCGCACGCACAGUGUAACCGAGAAAAAGUUGGACAUCCCAAUUUAUACGGGAGGGGGGACGCAAGGGGGGACUAAAACACAAAAGGGAGCUUGUGCCGACUCGACGCUUUCUGCCAUCCUGAUGUGUCCGCACAUUCUGCUUGUGUCCAUGAUGGCGCGUGCGAGUGAAUGGAAAGUGCACAUGUAAGGCCUCCGGUGGAGUGACGUCAUCACCACAUGGGCGGAGCCUUACAUUGAAUACAAGUGAAUUUGAAGUGACGCAGUGCUUCCUGAAGAUCUGCUAAAAGGGGCGGUGCAAGGAACUAAUAUUGGCACAGGAAGUCAAUUAGAAUCCCGAUGUGGACCAAAAAUGGCGUCUGUUUAGCGUUAAAAUAUAACAUAAAAUAGAAUUGGUUUUUUUUAGAUUUGAGAUGAAAACAUAAUGGAAUUAAUAUACUCAAAAAAUUGUGAAAUUCUGUUCUAUAUGAGCUUGAGCAUGUUGAGUGACGUCACCAAUAAUGGCCAUCGGGUUGGCUCGAGAGGCUUACUAUUUUUAUAUUUAUUAAUAUAAUGGACGUAGUUUUUUACGAUAACGAUGCAUGUUUAUUAAGCAAAAAUUGACACCCAAGAGAAACCUGACAGGGUUAAGUUAAUUAAAUCACAAAUCAGUGACGUUUACGUACAUUUUAUACGGCGAUAGAAAUGGCGUCUUUGCCAUUACUACUACUAUAUCUUAUCAACAAACAGAAAGUGUUUGUAAACGCUGUUGAUUAAAAAUAUGUUUGAAUAUUAAAAGGCUAAUAAGUUCCGUCUGCCACCCGAGGUGACCCGGAAGUGCUGCUGUCUACUGGAAAGAUUUUCCAGCGGGUCAACCUUCUUCCGUCCUCCUGCUCUCCUGUCGUUUUCAUGGCAUUAAUGUCGCUACGAGGUUUCACGCAAACCAGUCGGUGGUUCCGUUUCUCCAGCGUUCCUGCUUUCAAG
This is a messenger RNA of Doryrhamphus excisus (bluestripe pipefish), 7302 nucleotides long. NCBI's taxonomy places the organism in Eukaryota, Metazoa, Chordata, Actinopteri, Syngnathiformes, Syngnathidae. The record is from RefSeq and is a predicted model, not a curated record.